CCGAAUAAACUCCGGCUGAUAUAAAAGCGUUUACGGUGAUCACUUCCGAACGGACCCUCGUGAAGAUUGUGUAAAAGAUUUACAGUUGAUAACUUGAUACUGCUACCGAUACACCGCCCUGCUACCGUAUAAUGCAAUCUCCUUUAUCACCAGCUUCCUCUUCGCAAGUAAUGAAAUCAAUGAUAUAGCGAAGUAUCUUCUGAAAUAAAAUGUUCGUAUUUUAGGGUUUCGUAUUCUAAAUUUAGGGUUCACUCUGUUAUGUAAGUCGAAUACCAGAGGUUUUCUUUUUUGACUCUUUUUUGAAUGCGAGCACCUGAUGAUUCAUCUGAAAGGGGGGCGCGCAUUGCUUCUAAAGUACCGAAAACAUCCGAUUCCUUUUGUUCUCGACACCACCCCAAGUCUUAAAAAAGAACUUGAACCCAACGAAACUGCUCUGAAGGAACCCCAUGUUGUGAAGCGAUUGAAGCAAGAGAGAGACAUCACAGUGGCUAUGGAGUACUUCAAGUACGUGACCAAUUCGAAAGGUUUCAGACAUACCUAUCUAACGUAUCAAAUCAUGAUCGAGAAGCUCGGGGAGGAGCGUCAAAUUGAUGGCAUUCAGUACCUCUUACAGCAAAUGAAAUUAGAAGGAAUUAGCUGCUCGGAAGAAUUAUUUAUCAACGUCAUAAAUUCUUAUAGGCGAGCUGGGGCUGCCGAUCAGGCUUUGAAGACAUUCUACCGGAUGCAGGAUUUUGAUUGUAAACCUACAGUCAAGAUUUACAAUCAUCUCUUGGAUGCAUUGCUUAAUGAGAGCAGGUUUCAGGUGAUCAGCCCGAUCUAUAAUAAUAUGAAGAAAGAUGGUAUUGAGCCUAACAUUUUCACAUACAACAUUCUUAUGAAGGCGUUGUGCAAAAAUAAUCGAGUGGAUGGCGCUUGCAGACUGCUCGUAGAGAUGUCGAAGAAGGGGUGUUCUCCUGAUUCAGUAAGCUACACUACCAUAGUAUCCGCUCUAUGUAGGCUCGGUAGGCUGGAGGAAGCAAAGGAGCUUGCAAUUCAAUUCACUCCCUUUGUCCCUGUCUAUAAUGCUUUGAUAAAUGGGUUUUGCAGAGAAUCCAAAAUCAAAGAUGCAUUCCUCUUGGUAGAUGAAAUGGUGAAUCGGGGAAUUGGCCCUAAUGUAAUUACAUACACAACUAUCAUCAAUGCACUUUGUGAGGUUGGGAAUGUUGAGCUGUCUCUUGUUGUUUUGGCCCAAAUGUUGGUGAGAGGGUGUACUCCUAAUAUUCAUACUUUUACUUCCUUGAUAAAGGGUUUCUUCCAAAAAGGAAGAGUAUGUGAAGCUGUCAAAGUAUGGGAUUGGAUGGUUGGAAAUGAUUGUUGCCCUAACAUUGUUGCAUACAAUACAUUGAUACACGGUCUCUGUUCUAGGGGGGAUGUCAAUAGGGCUAUAUCCAUUUUUUUCCAAAUGGAGGAAAAGAGAUGCCCACCAAAUGUCAAAACCUAUACUAUACUACUUAAUAGCUUUGCAAAAGGUGGAGAUAUAGAGGGUGUGGCAGAGAUAUGGAACAGGAUGAUAAACCGUGGUUGCCACCCUAACGUUGUGGCAUAUACUUGCAUGGUGGACGCCCUUUGCAGGAAUUCAAUGUAUAACCAAGCCCAGUGCCUUAUUGAGAAUAUGGAUUUGGAAAAUUGCUGGCCAAACACAAUAACAUUUAAUGCAUUUAUCAAAGGUUUAUGUCGAGAUGGAAGAGCAGGUUGGGCAAUAUAUAUGCUUGAUGAAAUGGAAAAGCGAGGGUGUCUUCCUAAUGUCACAACCUAUAAUGAGCUGCUGGAUGGUCUCUGCAGAGAAGGAAACAUCGGAGAAGCCUCUCUGCUUGUGAAGAAGAUGUCUGAAAAGGGAAUUGAAUUCAAUCUUGUGACUUACAACACAAUUAUGCGUGGCCUUUCUUCUGUUGGUCUGGUGGCAGAGGUUUUGCAGUACUUAGGAAGGAUGGUAGUUAAGGGAAUUAAGCCCGACUUGAUCACAUUUAACACAAUUAUCCAUGGCUACUGUAAGGAAGGUGAGGUCAAGACUGCCAUCCAACUUAUGGAUAGAAUGAGUUCAGAAGGGUGCUCUCCAGACUUGUUAACAUACAGUUUUCUGAUAUAUGGCCUUUGCAAAUGGUUUAGCUUAGAAGAAGCCAUGGUUUUUCUUUUUAAGAUGCUUAAUGAAGGCCUUUCCCCAAAUGCAGCCAUAUGGAAUAUCUUGGUGCGGUGUUUUUUCAGCAAGAUGGGUCCUCCAGGGUCAAUUCAGUUGCUGAAUACCUUGGCAAAUGGAUAGGAUUUCAGUGCUUUCAGAUUUCCUUGUGAAGAUUGAGAUUACCCAAGAAUCUGUCUCCUGGUUUGAUGAUCAAUAAUAAAGAAGCAAACAACAUGCGCCAUGGGACCUUCUCCUCAAUAUUCUUAGACAAUUCAUCUAUGAUCAAUGCAAAUGAAUAAGGGCUAAGUGCUGAAACAUGGUGAAGCAUGGGGACAACUUUGCUCUGCAUGACCAGCAUGUAGGCCAUUCACAUGUUAAUUCAAUGGAAGGAAGGGAAAUGUUUCCUGUUGGAAAGUCUUCUGGCAAUAGUACAAGGGGUAUGGUCAGAUAAUCCUGCUUUGCAAUUGGCAGCAACUACUCAAUUCAGGAAACUUCUAUCAAUUGGCAAGUUUGACAUUCUGUGCACUGGGAUGGUUUUUUCACUGGUCUUUCCCUGGUUUCCU
This is a messenger RNA of Nelumbo nucifera (sacred lotus), 2718 nucleotides long. The record is from RefSeq and is a predicted model, not a curated record. NCBI's taxonomy places the organism in Eukaryota, Viridiplantae, Streptophyta, Magnoliopsida, Proteales, Nelumbonaceae.